Messenger RNA from Stereum hirsutum FP-91666 SS1, 1776 nucleotides. RefSeq lists its product as uncharacterized. The coding region runs from base 1 to 1776 and encodes 591 amino acids. The record is from RefSeq and is a predicted model, not a curated record. Lineage: Eukaryota; Fungi; Basidiomycota; Agaricomycetes; Russulales; Stereaceae. The transcript is spliced from 3 exons.
AUGAACCUCAACUUCUGCGAAUCCUCCCACAAGUCCGCACGGUGUCUGACACCCGAGGCACAGAUUGGUGCCACUGUGGCAAUGGUGGGAAAUCUCCCACGACCAAAAGACGCGACAAAAAACGAAGGCUCCUCAAGCUUCCAAACGGCCACCUCCCGCAAUAUACGCAAAUUCGCUUUCCGGAUUUAUUUUCACCGAAACAACCUCCGAAUGACGGAAGAAAACGAUAAAACUCAACUUGAAUCUGCUCAGCUCUUGUCAGAUUCACACGCGCGAAUGGCUUUACUUUUGGCAGGAAACACCGCGCCUUCCGCAGCGGAAGUUCAGUACGUUCAAACGCUGCUUAUGGACGGUGAGGCAGAGCUCGCUCAAAUCCGGCGUGCAAAAACUCUGCUCGCGGCGCAAGAGCAAGCGGUACUCGAAAAGACGAAGACGUGGCGCACAAUAUUAUCUCCUAUUCGAAGACUUCCAUCCGAGAUUUUCUCCGAGAUUUUCACAUUCUGGCUCUUUUCGUAUUUGUCGGACCAGCGCCGCAACCCACUCUUUUUGUGCAGCAUCUGUGCACAAUGGCGCAGGAUCGCGUUCAAUACUCCUCGUCUUUGGACCCAUCCGGAUCUUUGCCUUUUGCCCAAAAUAGACACAGACGAUGCCUUGACAAUCAUGGAAAGUUUCUUGUCACGAUCGCAUCCACACUCCCUCAACGUCUCGUUGACGUCGAAGACCCGAGGUAUUCGGGGAAUCCGCCUUCUCCUGCAACCUCUUUUGACCUGUACGGAUCGGCUUUCCGACCUUUCCCUAUGUUUCCCGCGGUCGGCUCUAUACCCGUUCCACAAAAACACGCCUACCCCUCGUUCUUUCCCCAGACUAGAGACGGUCAAAAUCGAUACCAGCUAUUGGGACCCAUCGGAACUGAAAUUUGUAGUCGAUUUUAGCCGUUCUCCUCGACUGCGAAAGGUGACGUUGAGCUGCAAAGACAAGUCUCUGCUAAGCAUGGUUGCUUUUCCAUGGUCACAACUCAAGGAACUAGAUUGCUCCAAUAUAUCCAAUUCGCCAAUCGAGGUUCGACUCAUGCUGUGUCAAUGCUAUUCGUUAGAACGUUGCAGCCUUGGUACCAUACCCGCCUACGAUCCACAGGACGCAGUGCACCUUCCCAUUAGCACCUUACCACACCUUACAUCCUUCUCCGUGGCCAUAGACUACGGUGGCAACGACGAGCGUAGAGCAGCGCCAUUAUUCCAACCGAUCGACAUGCCGGCCCUUGCAGAGCUUGACCUCACCUUCUCCAAUGAGACGGAGCCCUUCGAGAACCCACUCCUUACUCAAUACCUCUACUCUCGCUCAGGAGCGACCUUGACCACCCUACGUCUCGACUCGGUGCUGUUCAACGACGGGGGUGAUGUUGCCCUCGUGCUUCAGACACUACCCGCACUCCGGAUCCUUUCCGCAGACCUUUGCUGGACCGCCAACGAUGGUUUCUUCCACGUCGUUCGAUAUCGUGGCCCUCAAGGUCCUCCACCGGUUUGUCCUCGCUUAGAGGAGCUUCAUCUAUAUGACGGGACGGACGACACAGAUCAUGUUUCAGUUUGGGGGUUGAGCAGUAUGAUAACCUCUCGUUGGUGGUCGGAUGAGGAGAUGGCUGCAACUCAGCCUCCGGUAGCGAGGUGGAAAAAAAUCAGUAUUUCCUGGGAGGGUGCAAAACUGGAUGUCGACGAGGACUCUCGGGCGAUACUCCUUCAGUGUCGUGAACAAGGUUUAACCCUCGAUGUCAACUUUUGA